Molecule: messenger RNA, 630 nt
Organism: Cimex lectularius (bed bug)
Lineage: Eukaryota; Metazoa; Arthropoda; Insecta; Hemiptera; Cimicidae
Product: coiled-coil domain-containing protein 12
Exons: 3
Coding region: 82-543 (153 amino acids)
Cellular component (GO): U2-type spliceosomal complex; post-mRNA release spliceosomal complex
Source: RefSeq, a predicted model, not a curated record
GUUCUAUAACCUUCAUCAAAACAGUAACCAGUAAACCACACAGUGUUCAAUGCAGUUUUGAAGUUUUUGAAUUUGAUUCUUAUGAUGAUAGAAGAAAAGGUGGGAACUCUUGAAGAAGAAGGGCUCAAGAGAAAAGAACGUCUCAAAGCCCUAAAAAGGAAGCAGGACGAGAACGAUGCUCAAUCAAAAAAAGCUAAAAACAACAAUGCAAACGCUAUUCCAAAGCCAGUAUUUAGGAGUUACUUACCCAAAGAUGAAAAGCUGAAAGAAACCACAUUGCCUCCAGCAAAGCCAGGAGAUGUCAAAUCGGAAAUCAAAGAUCAGCUCGAGUCUGCUAAGACGCGAGUCGUUAUCGAAGAACUUGACUUGGCGAAUCUAGCACCACGAAAGCCUGAUUGGGAUUUGAAGAGAGACGUCGCCAAAAAGCUGGACAAAUUGGAAAAAAGGACACAAAAAGCCAUCGCCGAGUUGAUCCGUGAUAGGCUUAAAAAUGAACAAACUGACCUUGCGACGCAAGUAGCCAUCGGUGCCAGUGCGAUUUAAAAGUGCUGAUUUACUUGUCAAUUUGUAUCAAAAUGUUAAUAUUUUACAUUGAGUUUGUUAAACUACUAAUUUUGUUGGGGUUUUUAA